This is a messenger RNA of Momordica charantia (bitter melon), 702 nucleotides long. RefSeq names its product voltage-gated hydrogen channel-like protein. Gene Ontology annotation, cellular component: plasma membrane. Gene Ontology annotation, biological process: proton transmembrane transport. The record is from RefSeq and is a predicted model, not a curated record. Lineage: Eukaryota; Viridiplantae; Streptophyta; Magnoliopsida; Cucurbitales; Cucurbitaceae. Gene Ontology annotation, molecular function: voltage-gated proton channel activity.
AUGGCUAACCUCUCUAACUUCGUCCACCGCUCGUCUCCACCGCAACCCGCCACCGGCUCACCUUCCCUUGAGUCCUUAGAAUUUUCGAUCCAAGAUGUCAUCAAGCUCAGCGAAAAACGACGAAGAUGGCGAACUCUCUUCGCUGCCCCAAUCCAAACAAACCGAAACCGCCUCGACACAUCGGCGCCAUGGCAAACCCAACUAGUUGCAUUCCUCGAAUCCACUCCGGCUCAUGUUGUCACUAUUAUUCUCCUCUUAAUGGAUCUCACUAUCACCGUCCUCGAACUUUCCUCGUCGUUGAUAUCUUGCAGCUUGUCCGCAAAUCAUAAGAAGGGAGCCAAAGAAGUUCUUUACUUCCAUUGGGUGGGUAUUGCCAUCUUGAGCUUGCUCUCGGCGAAGACGGUGGCUCUCGCGGUGGGGCUUGGCGGGUUGUUUCUCCGACAACCGGGCUGCAUCGUGGACGGGGUGGUGGCGGUGGUGGCAUUGGUUUUGGAGGUCGUUGCGGAGAGGAAAGGUGGUGGAGUGAUAAUUGUGGCGAGCUUGUGGAGGUUAGUGAGGGUGGUUGAGAGUGUGUUUGAGCUUAGCGACGAUGCCAUUGAAGGGAAGAUUGAAGCAAUAGUUUUGGAGUUGGAGAGAGUGGAAGAAGAAACGAGGAGAGAAAAAGAACAAGAGUUGAGAUAGUUUGGUUAAUUAUUUUCAAUA